Molecule: messenger RNA, 345 nt
Organism: Cooperia oncophora
Lineage: Eukaryota; Metazoa; Nematoda; Chromadorea; Rhabditida; Trichostrongylidae
Source: the annotation of a GenBank genome assembly
AUGACCAUUCAUAUCCGAUUUCAGAGAAGCACAGUAGAAUUUGUUUCAUUGGUGGCCGAUUUCAAGAUGAUUUGUGAUGAUGCAGACAAAGUGAAAUGGAUUCAAGUGAUCCAAGCUGGCGGAUCGCUAAUCGGUUCGAUCAUGGGCGGUCACAUGGGAGACCACUUGGGCCGACAGACCAUCUUUUUCACUGGACAACUUUUAAUCAUUAUCACGUCGAUGAUGUCUACGGCAUCCCAGAAUUGGAUUGCAUACGCGAGCAUUCAAGGAGUGAACUGUUUCCUCUAUGGAGUUAUCGAGGUGACAUCUCUUACCAUGAUGAUGGAGUACACAAAUAACAAGUAA